Messenger RNA from Ostreobium quekettii, 528 nucleotides. NCBI's taxonomy places the organism in Eukaryota, Viridiplantae, Chlorophyta, Ulvophyceae, Bryopsidales, Ostreobiaceae. The record is from the annotation of a GenBank genome assembly.
AUGGACACGCCCGAGCCUGACCUCCCGGCCCCAGAUGGCGCACCAAUCCCUGCACCUGGCCCUAGCGCGUUUGGAACGUCGCCGGAGCCCGUUGGUCCACCUUCGAAUUUGAACAGUUCCGUUCCCAUGUCGCCUGAAGAAAUCCAAGCGUUCAUCGAGCAAUGCCGCAACACGGGCGUCAUUGCCUCCACGGCCGCCGCCAUUGCCGCCUGCGCCGUCAUCAUCAACAAAUGCCCCGUACCAGAGCCGGACGCAAGCGACAACAUCGCGGCGCUCAGCCUGCAAGAAGAGCCGCCCCUUCCGGCUGUGGAGGUGCUCGAGGGCGUCCUGGACGAGGCCUGCCGCAGCCAAACCAUCGAGAGCUGCAAGCGCAAUGCGUUCAACUCUGCCACCACAUUCGACCCGGAGUGUGCGCGUGUGCUUAAUCGCGGGCCAGCGCUGACGGUCGUUGGCUGUGAGGACCUAAAAACGGCGAACCAGAUAUUUGCGGACGAGAAUGCAAAGGUGUGCGAGGCCAGCAGUGGAUAA